UCAGACAUGCUGCCCGUUCGCAAUGCACUUACUCGUCUUCUUAGUAGGUCCCCUGACCCAGUCAGCGCCUCAUCGAGUGCAGCAUACUCACAGGCGAUGUCGCAGAUAUUGAGGUGCCCAUCAUCUGCGCCCCGAUGUCCGGUGGUGGCGAUGCCAAACUUGCGGUAGAAGCCACCCUUGGUGGUGGAUUUGGCUUCGUGGGAGCCGGGUACUGGACCGCCCAAAAGGUCCAAGACGAACUCGCUUAUGCGCGGACGGCUCUUCAAAGGGCUGGGCGCGUCCGUGCCGACGGGAAGAUCCCCGUCGGUAUCUCCUUCUUCGGCUAUAAGCUCGAUCAGAAUGAGAAAGCGGCGUCGGAGGUGCUCGACGUUGCGCUGGCUGCCAAGGUCCAGGCCAUCUGGCUUUCAUUUGGCGACAACCUUGGCCGUUGGGUCCAGUACCUUCGCAACAAGGACAGCUCCACCCCGAAGACCCAUCUGUUCAUUGUUGCCAGCACAGUGGAAGAGGGAUUGGCCGCCAAGGAAUUGGAGGUAGAUGCUAUCGUAGCACAAGGGAUCGAAAGUGGAGGGCAUGGCAGCAGCCACUCGCCCUCGGUCUUUUCUCUUGUGUCAUCUCUCCUGCCACAGUUUUCUGGGGGCCCUCUGCUUCUUCCAGCAGGCGGCAUCGCGAACGGAGCCCAGAUCGCCUCCUACAUUACUCUUGGCGCCGCCGGAGCGGUUCUUGGCACACGUUUCCUGCUCACACCGGAGAGCCUGUACACCGACAAGCAGAAGGCCGCCCUGCUGGCCGCCACGGCGAGCUCGACGGUGCGCUCGGUCGCGUUCGACCAAGUGCGCAAUACGUUGGGUUGGCCGGCCGGCGUCGACGGGCGCGGGCUGCGGAACCGGCUCGUGCGGGAGUUUGAGGGUGACAUGGACCUUGCGACGAUGCGCGAGCGAUUCGCGGAGAACGUGAAGAGCGGGGGCGAUCCUGAGUAUGCCGUGACCUGGUCUGGCGCGGGCGUGGGCGAGAUGCGCGAGAUCAAGGGUGCCCAGGAACUCAUGCGUCAGCUCCACCGGGAGGUGAUUGAGCGGCUGAGGGCGACGCAGCAGCUUUUGGACGGUCCUGAGGCUCAUCUCUAGACAAGUGUGACUCGAGUAUCUUUGUCACGUCGGGCGAUGUACUGAAUCUGAUACGAUGUCCAAUGACAUCAACGUGCGAAUGGACACCGUACCUGUCAAUGGUGAUAGGUUUCUGCCAGCUAUGGGUGGGAUCCUCGCCGUUAAUAUUGCAUAAUUGGACGCAAUGGUAAUCUACGUUAAUCGCUACCUUCUUCCACGGACUCGUUAAACAAAUAUUAAUCUCCCGU
Molecule: messenger RNA, 1348 nt
Organism: Phanerochaete carnosa HHB-10118-sp
Lineage: Eukaryota; Fungi; Basidiomycota; Agaricomycetes; Polyporales; Phanerochaetaceae
Exons: 6
Coding region: 135-1121 (328 amino acids)
Molecular function (GO): nitronate monooxygenase activity
Source: RefSeq, a predicted model, not a curated record